AUUUACUCGACGAUGAUUGAUGUCGCACUACAAAGAUCCGCGGUCCGCGUCACCUAUCCUGUGACCGCUUGCUUGCAGCUGCACAACUUGCUACUCUCAGUCCUCGCUCCUCCUGGGCUAGCUGUUUCUCCAUGGACGGCGAUGGCCGCAGCGACUGGGACGCCGGCGGCGAGUGGAUCUGGGUGCGUCGACCGCAGGAAGCGGAAGCUGCGGCUGCGGCGGCGGAGUGGCCGGUGGAGGAGGCGCGGCCUCUGAAGGUGGUGUUCGGGUCCCCAGCGAGGCACUUCACCGAUUCGGCGCCGAUCGGGAACGGUCGUCUCAGCGCCAUUGUCUGGGGCGGCGUCACCUCCGAGAAGCUCCAGCUCAACCAUGAUACAUUAUGGACAGGCGGACCUGGUAAUUAUACAAACCCCCAAGCACCUACUGUUCUUUCUGAAGUAAGGAGCCUUGUUGAUAAGGGACUGUAUCCUGAAGCUACAGCUGUUGCUUAUGGCCUGUCUGAUGACAAGGCGCAGUAUUACCAGCCUCUCGGUGAUAUUGAUCUUGCCUUUGGUGAGCAUAUCAAGUAUACAAAUUAUAAAAGAUACCUUGAUUUGGAAUCUGCAACAGUUAAUGUCACAUACAGUGUUGGGGAAGUAGUGUACUCAAGGGAACACUUCUCCUCAAAUCCACAUCAAGUAAUUGCGUCUAAAAUCUCUGCAAACAAACCAGGAGCUGUCUCCUGUACAGUAUCUUUAGCAACACCACUAGAUCAUCGGAUUCGUGUAACAGAUGCAAAUGAAAUAAUCAUGGAGGGUAGCUGCCCAGGAGAAAGGCCCGCGGGAGAUGACAAUGCAUCUGAUCAUCCUCCGGGAAUGAAAUUUUGUGCUAUUCUCUACCUGCUGAUGAGUGGUGCCAAUGGCCAAGUGCAAGUAUUAAAUGAUAAGAUGCUGAAACUUGAUGGUGCCGACUCAGCAGUUUUGCUCCUUGCAGCUGCAACCUCAUUUGAAGGGCCAUUUGUCAAGCCUUCUGAAUCGACACUUGAUCCAGUGACAUCAGCAUUCACAACAUUAAAUAUGGCUAGGAGCAUGUCAUAUGCGCAGCUAAAAGCUUAUCACAUGGAUGAUUACCAGAGUCUUUUCCAGCGCGUGUCCUUGCAACUUUCACGAGGUUCUAAUGAUGUACUUGGAGGUAGCACUUUGGCUCACUUACCUGAGAAUAUCUCUCAGGAUGCUGAGGUAUGUGAUUGCACUGUACAGAUAGUUGAUGGUUCAAGGUUAAAAGAGCUUAAUAAUUCAGAGAAGCCUACUGUAGACAGAAUUAUAAGUUUUAGACAUGAUGAAGAUCCUUCUCUGGUAGAACUUCUGUUUCAGUUUGGGCGCUAUCUACUCAUUUCUUGUUCGAGGCCUGGAACUCAGGUUUCCAAUUUGCAAGGAAUAUGGAACAACGAGACUAAUGCACCAUGGGGUACAGCUCCCCAUCCAAAUAUAAAUCUACAAAUGAAUUACUGGCCGUCACUUCCUUGCAACCUUAGUGAAUGCCAAGACCCACUAUUCGACUUCAUUGGAUCCCUUUCGGUCAAUGGGGCUAAGACGGCAAAAGUGAAUUACGAAGCUAAUGGCUGGGUUAGUCACCAAGUCACAGACUUGUGGGCAAAAACAUCACCGGAUUAUGGUGAUCCUUCAUUUGCUCUAUGGCCAAUGGGUGGGCCAUGGCUUGCUACACACCUGUGGGAACACUACAGUUUUACGAUGGACAGAGAAUUUUUGGAGAGAACAGCGUAUCCACUUUUGGAAGGAUCUGCCUCCUUUCUGUUGUCCUGGUUGAUUGAAGGCCAAGAAGGCUAUCUGGAGACCAAUCCUUCUACUUCCCCAGAGCAUUAUUUUACUGCUCCGGAUGGCAAGGACGCAUCUGUGAGCUAUUCAACAACUAUGGACAUGUCAAUUAUUAGAGAAGUAUUCUCAGCUGUUCUUUUGUCUGCUGAUAUUUUAGGAAAAUCCAGCACUGAUGUGGUUCAGAGGAUAAAAGCGGCACUACCGAGGCUCCCACCAAUAAAAAUUGGUAGAGAUGGUACAAUCAUGGAAUGGGCACAAGAUUUUAAGGAUCCCGAACCUCAUCACAGGCAUGUAUCUCAUCUGUUUGGUCUUUAUCCUGGACAUACCAUGACACUGGAGCAAACACCUGACCUCUGCAAAGCUGUUGCCAAUACUCUUUAUAAAAGAGGUGAUGAAGGCCCUGGGUGGUCUACUUCAUGGAAGAUGGCCCUGUGGGCUCAUCUUCACAACAGUGAGCAUGCAUACAAAAUGAUUCUACAGCUAAUCACUUUGAGAGAUCCGAAUGACAAGCCUGACAAUAGAGGAGGUCUAUACAGCAAUUUGUUCACGGCGCUUCCACCAUUCCAAAUCGAUGCAAAUUUUGGAUUCCCAGCUGCAUUGUGUGAAAUGCUUGUGCAGAGCACCGGGGGUGAUCUGUACCUGCUCCCUGCUCUGCCCCGCGACAAGUGGCCCCACGGGAGCGUUAAAGGUCUGAGGGCCCGAGGCGGGAUGACGGUCAACAUCUGCUGGGAAGAAGGUACCCUCCAUGAAGCUCUUGUAUGGUCUGGCAGCAGCGGGAACUCGCUUGCGAGGAUCCACUACGGCGAUCGCUCUGCCAUGAUCAGUGCCUCCCCAGGCCAAGUUUACAGGUUCAACUCGGAGUUGAAGUGCUUGAAGACUUGGCUACUGUGAGAAUGUACGUGUGCUGGUUCUGCAAAAUCUGAAGGCAUUAUCUGUUGCAACAAAGUUUACUGAAUUCUCGGUGAGAACAAUAAUGGAGAUAUCCUAAGGCACAGCCUGUUGUGACAAAAUUUACUGGAUUCUCGGUGAGAACAAUAAUGGAGCUAUCCUAAGGCACAAUCUGGUGUGACAAAAUUUACUGAAUUCUCAGUGAGAACAAUAAUGGUACUAAAUUCUCAGUGUGAACAAUAAUGGAGCCAUCUCAUUAAA
Molecule: messenger RNA, 2963 nt
Organism: Aegilops tauschii subsp. strangulata
Lineage: Eukaryota; Viridiplantae; Streptophyta; Magnoliopsida; Poales; Poaceae
Product: alpha-L-fucosidase 2-like
Biological process (GO): carbohydrate metabolic process
Molecular function (GO): alpha-L-fucosidase activity
Source: RefSeq, a predicted model, not a curated record